AUGCCUGCCAGAAAUCGUUUAAUUUCAUCAUCACCGGCAGCCUCGCCGCCACCACCAAUUCCAACCGGCAAAGGGUCACGUUCUGCCGUGGAUCCAGCUUUGUCCGAAUACAUAGACAAGUCAAUACAUAUCCCAGAAUUGACUCUCCCUGAGCAUGUUCAUAGUAUAAAGCCACUUGAUAUUGAUUAUCAAUUGCUCAUAUCAAUGGAUGAUGAUAAUGACUCGAUCAGUCGGCUGUCGACAUCGGCUAGGGGACUCGGAAUUUUUCGGAUUUUUGGGCAUGGAAUUUCUAGUGAGGAGUUGAGAUCAACAUUAGUUGAUAGUGAACAGAUAUUUGGACUGCCAGUUAAAUGUUGCACAAAUUAUGGAGAUCAUGAGAAGUUUGUGUGGUGUGAUGAUGAUAAGGAGUUCAUAGAGAAGGGUAAAAUUGUUCUUGGAGAGCAAAAAUUUCAAAUUUUUAGGCAAAACAUGGAGAAUGUUGCCAUAAAACUCAAAGCUAUUGCAGAAGAAUUGGCAAAGGUAAUUGCUCCAAGUGCUAUAAACCAAUCUCCAGAGCAAGUUCAAUUAGGAGAAUCCACAAUGAGCAUUUAUAGGUACCAUCGAGCUAAUAUCAUCGAUCGAAUCCCCUCACUAGUCGAAGAAAAAUGCCAAGAAUCGUGUCAAUAUACUUUGAAGCUCCAUCUUCUACUAGAGUCCGGCGAGUUCUGUUUGCAGUCGGAGUCGCAUAGUUCGUCAUUUGGCGCAAGCAACGAUACCAUUGUUGUCACUAUGGGGAAAGAGUUGGAGGAAUGGAGAGAUAGGGAAUUGAAGUCAGCUGGUGGGGAAUUACUCUUCAGGCCUUACCUUCAAACAAACCACCCAUCUUUCUCAAUUGAACAGAAGUGGUCAUCUUGCAAUUUGAAUGGAAUUCAGAAUGAUUCUAACAAGCGAAUCUCAGUGGUUGAUCAGAUCUUGAUUCUAUUGCUAGCGAUAUUUGGACUGCCAGUUAAAUGUUGCACAAAUUAUGGAGAUCAUGAGAAGUUUGUGUGGUGUGAUGAUGAUAAGGAGUUCAUAGAGAAGGGUAAAAUUGUUCUUGGAGAGCAAAAAUAUCAGAUUUUUAGGCAAAACAUGGAGAAUGUUGCCAUAAAACUCAAAGCUAUUGCAGAAGAAUUAGCAAAGGUAAUUGCUCCAAGUGCUGUAAACCAAUCUCCAGAGCAAGUUCAAUUAGGAGAAUCCACAAUGAGCAUUUUUAGGUACCAUCGAGCUAAUAUCAUCGAUCGAAUCCCCUCACUAGUCGAAGAAAAAUGCCAAGAAUCAUGUCAAUAUGCUUUGAAGCUCCAUCUUCUACUAGAGUCCGGCGAGUUCUGUUUGCAGUCGGAGUCGCAUAGUUCGUCAUUUGGCGCAAGCAAUGAUACCAUUGUUGUCACUAUGGGAAAAGAGUUGGAGGAAUGGAGAGAGAGGGAAUUGAACUCAGCUGGUGGGGAAUUACUCUUCAUGCCUUACCUUCAAACAAACCACCCAUCUUUCUCAAUUGAACAGAAGUGGUCAUCUUGUAAUUUGAAUGGAAUUCAGAAUGAUUCUAACAAGCGAAUCUCAGUGGCUGAUCAGAUCUUGAUUCUAUUGCUAGCGGUAUUGUUAUACAAUACUUUUACUUUUGUUUACUCUUGA
This is a messenger RNA of Fraxinus pennsylvanica, 1647 nucleotides long. NCBI's taxonomy places the organism in Eukaryota, Viridiplantae, Streptophyta, Magnoliopsida, Lamiales, Oleaceae. The record is from the annotation of a GenBank genome assembly.